Molecule: messenger RNA, 972 nt
Organism: Diabrotica balteata
Lineage: Eukaryota; Metazoa; Arthropoda; Insecta; Coleoptera; Chrysomelidae
Source: the annotation of a GenBank genome assembly
AUGGCUUCAUAUUCAGCAACAAUAUCUACGAAUCUGCCUAGCAUAUUACAAAACACUACUAUUCAAAAUAAAACUAAUAUAACCACACUCGAAAACCAUAAUCCGGAUUGGCUGGAUUUGGUUCUCCUUUUUGUCAAAGGAGGUAUAUUCUUUAUAAUAAUAAUAAGUGCUGUAUUGGGCAACGCUUUAGUGAUAAUUAGUGUUCAUAGGCAUCGCAAGCUCAGGGUUAUUACUAACUACUACGUAGUAAGUCUUGCUAUGGCAGAUAUGUUAGUAGCACUAUGCGCUAUGACUUUUAAUGCAAGCGUUGAAUUAACCAACGGUAAAUGGUUAUUUGGAUACUUCAUGUGCGAUGUAUAUAACAGUCUAGAUGUUUACUUUUCCACAGCCAGUAUACUUCAUCUCUGUUGCAUUAGCGUUGAUAGAUAUUACGCUAUAGUAAGGCCUCUAGAAUACCCAAUUACUAUGACGCACAAAACAGUAUCGUUUAUGCUAGCCAAUGUUUGGGUGCUACCGGCUCUUAUGAGCUUCACACCCAUAUUCCUCGGGUGGUAUACUACAAACGAACAUCAGGAAUACCGGUUGACUCAUCCUAAUAAUUGUAGCUUUAUAACUAAUAAAUAUUAUGCAGUAAUAAGUAGUUCUAUAAGCUUUUGGAUUCCUGGAAUAGUCAUGGUAACCAUGUACUGCAGGAUAUAUAAAGAAGCUGUUAGGCAAAGGAAAGCACUAACAAGAACUUCUUCCAAUAUUAUUUUAAACUCCAUACAUCAGCAUAGAACUUCGUAUAGGGAUCGGUACGGCGAUCACUACUUACAUCCUUCCGAUGGAGAGUUAACGACAGUGGGACAGGUUAAUGGGAGAAGAAGUACGAGUUCUGGCUCUGCUGCUUCAUACGGAACCACCAUUACAGAAUUUAACACCGCCAUGAACACUAGGGAUAGCAAAGCUGCUACGGAACUCAACAACUUAUAA